UGCACAAGAUGCCCAAGUGUCUGCCUUUGUGGAUCAGACAAGAAGCCAGAUGACGAUUAGAACUGGUCAUGAUGUAUGUGGGCCGGCAACUUUUACUGCAGGACGAGAAACCUCCCAGAAGUCCAGGGCCAAGGUGGACGAGGAGGGCCUGGAAAUUGCCGUUUGCAGACACGGAAUCUUGCUACAAGGCUUGAAUCACUACCGUGGAGAAAUUUAUGCUUACCCACUGUUCCUGCAGAAGGAGUUGGCUCAGGCUGCAAACAUCAAAUUCUUUUGUAUGGACCUCACUUGCAGGUAUUGGCCAUACUUGGAGAAGAUGGCAGAGAAGUUGUCAGAGCUCCAACCACUGACAGAGAUGAGGCCUUUUCUGUCUGUAAUGCAUGCCAAGGCUCACACUGGCAAAUGUGAGGUGAGGUGGGGUGGCAGAAACCAGGAUGGUGCAGGAAAUACGGUUGGUGAGGAGGUGGAGCAAGUGAACAGCUUUCUCUCAAGGGCAGCUCUGACCACAAAAUACAUGACCAAGUCAGGGAGAGCCGAUAUGAUAACAAUGCUUGCCAUGGGAUGGAACAACAGGAAGGUGGAGAGUCUACACAAGACACUGGCGAAGCGAUUUGUUAAAAUUACACAGAGAGCAGAAAAGGAAGCAGCAAAUCUUCAGCAUCUCCAGCAUGACCUCAACAUCACUUUGGAGGACACAGAACAGUGGAUUGAGGAUGUGAAGCAGUGGGCAGCCACUGGGAAACAUGGUGCUCAUAGUAGCCAGGAAGAACUCCAGAGAGAGAUUGAUGAGAUCAUCUAUUCCCUCAGAAGGAAGAAGCAUGAUCUCUACCGACAAAAUGUGGUGAGUCUCCGUUUGAAGAGGCGACUUUUUGACCAGGUCAUGCUGGUCAGGCGCAUGGAAGAGGAGAAACCAAUCCUUGUGAAGGAGAUGACUCAACAUUAUCAGUACCUGAGAAAGACAUUGGACAAACUGGACAACCUCCUCCAUCACACUGAAGAGAACAUCAAGAACCAUACUACUCCUACAGAUAUGACAGAGGCUGGAUACAGGGGACUGCACUGCUGUCUUCUACAGAAGAAAGACAUUCUUCAGAAGAAACUGAGUGCUGUCACCAGCACCUAUGCCCGUGUAGACACAGACCCCAGUGUUUUUAACAUGUUGGAAGAAGAUCUGGAGGACUUUGAAGAGGAUUACAGCAGUUCAGAACUUUCAGAUGAAGAAAUGUAUCCGCCCCUGGCAUCAAUACAUUUGGACAUGUGUGGGUCAUGCAGUUAUUACAUGCUGAAUAUGUCUACUUGUAUGGAGCACCCUCUCGGUAGGAAGCCACAUUAUAUUUAAACAAACUUUAAACCACUUUUUUACUCAACAACAAAAAUAGAUCCAAGUUACGAGCCCCGAAGUUCUGUUUUGAAACGUUGCUGAAUCCGUUCUGCCAUUGAACAUACCCUCUGUAGACUGCGAAACAGAGCGACUGAAAUAAGUGCUAAAAUAGCAUUAUUUAAUGUUUAUGUAAAUGUUUUCAUGUCAGCAAAUUAAUCAAAAUACAAAAAUAUACGAUGUAGUUUGAGUUUUUAUGUUGAAAAAUGAGUACAUAGAUAAUUUCGAAACCCUAAUGUGACAACCCUAAACCUAACCCGGAAGAAUACUUAAGGAACUACAAUUUGUACAGAGUUGCAAUAUGGAGAAGCGUGGUGCGCCACAUGUUUUGUAGUUCUGAACUGUUUUCCCUAUUAUGUGGUAAGAUUACAAGGAAGAUUGUAGGUUCUCCGUGGGUUUUUGAGGGUGGAAAACAUGUAUUUGUAAUCAAAUUUGAGAUUUCUUGUUGUUUAGAGGGUUAAAUUAUGUUUUUUAUGGGU
Messenger RNA from Melanotaenia boesemani (Boeseman's rainbowfish), 1857 nucleotides. RefSeq lists its product as uncharacterized. The transcript is spliced from 11 exons. The record is from RefSeq and is a predicted model, not a curated record. NCBI's taxonomy places the organism in Eukaryota, Metazoa, Chordata, Actinopteri, Atheriniformes, Melanotaeniidae. The coding region runs from base 50 to 1339 and encodes 429 amino acids.